Triplophysa dalaica is the source of this 2447-nucleotide messenger RNA. RefSeq names its product DCN1, defective in cullin neddylation 1, domain containing 2a (gene dcun1d2a). Gene Ontology annotation, cellular component: ubiquitin ligase complex. NCBI's taxonomy places the organism in Eukaryota, Metazoa, Chordata, Actinopteri, Cypriniformes, Nemacheilidae. The transcript has 6 exons. Bases 63 to 893 code for a protein of 276 amino acids. Gene Ontology annotation, biological process: protein neddylation; positive regulation of ubiquitin-protein transferase activity. The record is from RefSeq and is a predicted model, not a curated record. Gene Ontology annotation, molecular function: cullin family protein binding; ubiquitin-like protein binding; ubiquitin conjugating enzyme binding.
ACGCAUGCGCAGUCGUACAUGGGAGCAUUGGGUAUCAAUUUGGUCAAACAGCGGGUGAUAAAAUGCAUAAACUUAAAUCCUCGCAAAAGGACAAGGUACGGCAGUUCAUGUCCUUCACUCAGGCAGGGGAGAAGACUGCUGUGUACUGCCUCACUCAAAAUGACUGGAAACUAGAGGUGGCUACCGACAACUACUUUCAGAACCCAGAUUUAUACCACAAGGAAUCCAUGAAAAGCUCGGUGGACCGAAAAAAGCUGGAGCAGCUUUACAACCGAUAUAAAGAUCCUCAGGAUGAAAAUAAGAUUGGUAUCGAUGGAAUUCAACAGUUUUGCGAUGACCUCAAUCUGGAUCCAGCAAGCAUCAGUGUUCUGGUUGUGGCGUGGAAAUUCCGCGCGGCAACACAGUGCGAAUUCAGCAAGAAGGAGUUCAUCGAUGGCAUGACAGAGCUAGGGUGUGAUAGUCCAGAGAAGCUCCGAGCUCUUCUGCCCAGAUUAGAACAGGAUCUGAAAGACAGUGGGAAGUUUAAAGAUUUCUACCAAUUCACCUUCAACUUUGCCAAGAAUCCUGGACAGAAAGGAUUAGAUUUAGAGAUGGCAGUAGCUUAUUGGAACCUAGUCCUGGCUGGACGUUUUAAGUUCUUAGACCUGUGGAACAGAUUUUUAUUGGAACAUCAUAAGCGAUCAAUUCCCAAAGACACAUGGAACUUGCUUCUGGAUUUUGGCAACAUGAUUGCAGAUGACAUGUUAAACUAUGAUGAAGAAGGUAUCUUUUUGUUGAGUAAAGAUACAAACUGCCCAUGUAUGUUGACUUUAAAAUUUGUGAUGUCUGCUUUGUUUCAGGAGCGUGGCCUGUUCUCAUCGAUGACUUUGUGGAAUACGCUCGGCCAAUCGUGACGGGAUCAAAGCGCAAAACUGUAUAGUAACCCUACAGCUGGGCGAGAACUUGCGCCUUGGUCGCCUCAUUGACUUUGUAGUUUUUUUAAAGACUUGUAAGCAUAAUAAGAGAGAACUAAGAGAAACACUUGAAACCGACAAGCUUUGCAAAAGGAAAACAGGACGGAAAAAUCAACUCGGACCUCCACGCGGGAAGUACAAGAGCCCGAGACUCAAGAUUUCUUAUAGAGCCAUUAAAUGCACAUGGCCAGCUGUUUGCACUGGCAACUCCAUUCUAGCCAGAAAACCAUUGGAGAUAUUGGGUGGAUCACUUCGAACCUAGUACCUCAUCUCCAUAGCAACCAGUGUCACUCUAGGGCCAAGUCCUCAUUGCCUACCCACUCAUCAGUCUCAAAUUAUUGGAAUAGUCUCAAAGUUCUCCAGUUUUGUUUUAGAUCAUGUACCCAUUUGUCUGGGUGUGUGUCUCACGCAGGAGAUGGGCAUCAUGUUCACGUUUUAAGCCAGACGUUCAUGGGCAGCACAGCAUGCAGCUCACAACACCAGCACUUUUGUUACAGUUGUAAAGCACUGUAUCUACUGCAGCAGUAUGUACAGAGAUAAAUGUAUUAUCAUGCUUUAUUAUAUGAAAAAUAUGAGAGAAAAGCGUGGUAAAAACAAGGCACCUUCAUACCAUGUUUUUGUGUGAGUUUAGGUCAAAUGUGUCGUCUGCCCUGUUGCAGAACUUGUAACAACACGGUUCAGUGUUACUCUUUUUUUGUUUACCAGAUUUAUGUCAAAAAAAUAAAUUAUUGCCCUUUAUGUUCUUCUCAAUCUCCAACAACCCUUUUAUUCCUCAACAGGACACUAACAUUUAACCUUGCACGACAAUUCCAGGUCUUGCAGGAUUUCCCUUUUCUUCUGAAAGUGAAUGGAAGCUCACAGUAGUCAGUUUGUGUGUGCGAGAUUAGAAUGUUUAUGAGGUAAGUAAAGAAAACAUAAAAAGUUGAAAGCUGACAACAGAACUUUUUCCAUCACAAAUGCAGUUUACUAAAUAGAAAUAAUAAUUUAUUAAAACCCAAUGACCGCUUGUCAAGGAUUCAUUUGAACUGUAAUCGCAUCACAAGUUUAUUCUGCCUGUAGCCUAUCAAAUGAAAUCGAGCAAACUGCAAGCUUGACAUAAUGAUGGUUUCGUAGUUUUCUUCUUGCCUAAGAGUAACAAAUCAACAGUUUUUAAUCUACUGAUGUCAGUCAAAAAGCCCUGUAACACUAUUUUAGUUAGCUCAUGGUCACCUCUAACUGCUACUCAUGCAUGACCUUGAUGCUUGGCUAGUUCCCAGUGUUUUAACGAGACUCACGAACUAAACUUCGUGGGACACCUAUAGGAAGACAGAAGGCUUUGCCAAUCAUAUCCUCUAUGAUGUUUUUUAUUGUCGGUUCAUCUCUUGCACUCUUAUGUUUUCGAUGUGUAUGUUUGUGUAAUACUUUUUGUAUUUGUAAAAUACUUUUAAAAGCAUCGAAAUACCUAUGUAAAUAGCAUUAAAUAAAAUAAAAGCCGUAAAAAGCAGCUGUUCUUAA